AUGGGGCUCACUUUGUUCUGUGCUGUCAUCAAUGUAAAGUACAUCAAAAAGAUGUCCAACAGAAUCUUUGUGGCCCUGCAACCCAACUGGACUCAGAUAUUCAGUGGGGAGACAAUCACUGCCAAAUGUGAGAUUAAUGGAGUAGGAGACACUGAGUGGGAAUGUGAAUGGAGAACAACCAGCUCAAACACACCUCCAACACACAGUGAAUACAGAAUUAGUAGUGCUUCCGUUUCCCACAGUGGACAGUACUGGUGUAAGGGUAGAUGGGACUCGUAUUCCUCAACAGAGUGGGGUAAUCCCUUACCACUGAUGGUAUCAUUAUAUACACCCCGGCCAACAGUUAUGGCAGAUAGGAGAACCUUACCAGUUGGGGGCAAUAAAACACUGAUCUGCUCUGUAGAGGACUCCGCUGAGUGGAAACACUACUGGUUUAGACGUACCUCUGUGUUUACUGAAAGUCAGAACAUUAGAGAUGGUGAACCAGAUAGAGUUAUUAGUAGUUCACAGGAAGCUUUCUACCACUGCAGAGGAGGGAGAGGAAACCCAGUUUUCUUUACAGAAUACCGCUCGCUGUAUUAUCCAGUCACCGUUGUAAAAAGAGUAUCAGUCCCGGCCACACUGCAUGUUUGGCUUGCUGUCCCACUUUCUGCCAUCCAUCAAUUUUUUUUCUUCACCACAGAGUGUGAUAGACCAGAAAAGGAAACAGACGUUCCUCUCCCCACAGACAUGGCUGUUGGUCGCUCCCGAUGCUUGAGCUGCUUCUUAGCAUACAGUGUCCUGCUCCGGAUUGGGGUCUGCCUCCAUGAGACAAGGGCUGUUGUGACCCUGCAACCCAACUGGCCAAAGAUAUACAGGGGAGAGACAAUCGGCCUCAGAUGUGAGAUACAGAAUGGAGGAGACAAUACGUGGGAGUAUGAAUGGACAACAACCAGCUCAAAGAAACCAGACAGAGAAUAUAGAUUUAAAGCUCAUAUCAUGCACAGUGGAUCCUAUAGAUGUAAGGGCAAAAACAAAGACAAACAGUCUUCAACAGAGUGGAGUGAUGCCUUACAACUGACAGUACAUGAAUUUACACCUGAGCCUGUCCUCACUGUGUCUCCACCAUGGCCCAAUCCUGAAGACUCGGUAACUCUUAACUGUAACGUUGAACAUCCGUCUGCAGGAUGGAGCUUCUACUGGUAUAAGGCUGUUCCCAUAUUCCAACCACAAAAAAACUACAUCCAUAAGCUUCUACCUGGUUUGGAAAAUGGGUCUGAAAAUGAUUCCUACGUUGUUUGUGGACAGCCACACACUGCAGCAUAUUACUGUAAAGCUACAAGAGGAAGACCGGUCUAUGACAGUCAAAUAAGUCAAUAUAGGUUUGUCUGGUCUAGAGAGAUCAACUCAGCAGCUUCUCUCACAGUGACUCCUGACAGAGUGCAACACUUAUUUGAGUCUGUGUCCCUGAGGUGUGAGGGAAACUCCACCCAGUGGAGAGUGAUGAUGUUUACUGCAACAGACCAGCUCUCCAGCUGUCAUGGCUGGGGAACCAUGAACGGAUCCACAUGCAACAUUGACAGCUUAAAAAACAGUGAUUCAGUGUACUGGUGUGAGUCUGGAUCUGGAGAUUACAGCAACGCUGUCAACAUCUCUGUACGCUUGUACAGGCCUGAAACCAGUUCAUCUCUAUUGACGCUGUACACUACGGUCACCACUGGAGCUUUUAUCAUUCUCCUGCUCUUGCUGUAUCGCUUUAUAAAGUCCAAGGGUCCAUGCAAUGACAGAACCCCACAGUCUCAGAGCACCAAUCAGGAUGAACAGGUAAACAAGGAGGAAACUCAAGAGCACGUAUACGCCUCUCCUCUUCCAGGUGAAGAUUGUAUCUACGAAUCAAUCAGUGGUUGUAAAGACAAUGGAAAUGAUGGAGAGGACUCCAGUUGUCAACGUGUCAUCCAUAAAAAAGUUGGAGACACCGUAGAGUUUUCAUCAUGCUUACCAACUGAAGGGGUCACAACAGCAAGAUGGAAAUAUAAAGAGUCAAUAAUAGCAGACAGAGAUGAUGUCUCUGGAGAACAUCAGUUCAAGGGAAGAGUAGACCUAAACCCCACAAACUUUAGUUUAACAGUGAGAAGACUGACUCUCAACGACUCUGGUAAUUUUAGUUUUGUCUCAGAGGGUGAGGGUGGCAGACAAAGGAAAACAGUCACUUUCACACUGAAAGUUCACGAGCCCUUAACUGUCAUAAUUGUUUCAAAUUCUACAUGGCACACCUUAAACGGAGUCUGUACAGUUUUGCUGGAGUGCCGUGCAACCUCUGACAUCAGUAACAGUGACAUCACCUACACAUGGGCCGUGAGGAAUCAAACCAGAGACGGACCCAGACUGGAAUACAUCCUCAAACCUCAGGACGAAGACACCAAAUUCACCUGCACAAUUUCCAAUGAAGUCAGUAAGAUGGCGGCAACCAAAACAGAGACGUGCAGAAACAGUACGUCUGGCACACCAGAAACAGUGUUCCCUGUACAGUUGAUUAUUUGGCCGGUUAUUGGAAGUUUACUGAUUUUUCUACUGCUGCUUUCGCUGCUUUUCUACACAAAGUCAAAGGAUCCAUGUUGUAAAAGGGCCACCCAGUCUCAAACAGUCAACCAAGACGAAACUCAAGAGCAUGUGUACUCGUCUCUUCAACUAGGUGAAAUUUGUGUCUAUGAAGAAAUUAGAGGCCCUGCAGAUGUCAGAACAGGUGAUGGGUUGUCUAUGAAGCAAUAAGAGGCUCUGCAGAUUCUGGAACAGGUGGACCCCCAAAUCAAUACAGUAAUCAAAUCGUGAUCAGUUUUUCUCAAAGAUCUUGACAAGCAGAAUAAGUGCACAAAAUAUUUUAAAAAAACAUUUAAAUGAAUGCAAAAUAUGCAUAGAAAUAUCAUGUUCCCAGAUCAGAAUACCUUUAUAUACAUAUUCUUAAAAAUGUAAAAUAAAAAUAUUUAGAAGUCAGAUUCUUGCCACAUAAAAGAUAGAAGUGCACUGCAUCCCUCUGAGCUGGGACAUUUUUAAUUACAGUGUCACUGUGGCGUUAGCGCUGUCUAAAUGUGGACACUACAGCAAUAGUUCUCUGAAAGAGGAACUGCGGAGACUUCUCACUCACGGUGACCAACAUCGCUUGGUGCAUUUCAUAUCUGGCUGCCAAUAUCUAGAGGGGCUUUAAUACUGGAGAAAAAUACAGAUAAAAUAAUUUAUUCCAGUUUUAUUUAUUGUGAGCAAAACUGCAUUGAGCUUCAUCUGAUCUUGCCUUUUGGAUUAUGCUGUUGCUGUGUUGUACUGUGUACAGUUAAAUAGAUUUGUCUGAUUUGGUUCUAGGUCUAUAAAGAGAAAUUAAAAUGAAUUGACACACAAAAUCUCAUUCAUGUUAAGGCAGUUUAAAAAAA
This is a messenger RNA of Etheostoma spectabile (orangethroat darter), 3401 nucleotides long. RefSeq lists its product as uncharacterized. Gene Ontology annotation, cellular component: external side of plasma membrane. The transcript has 19 exons. Gene Ontology annotation, biological process: cell surface receptor signaling pathway; immune response. Lineage: Eukaryota; Metazoa; Chordata; Actinopteri; Perciformes; Percidae. Gene Ontology annotation, molecular function: transmembrane signaling receptor activity. Bases 1 to 2748 code for a protein of 915 amino acids. The record is from RefSeq and is a predicted model, not a curated record.